Messenger RNA from Colias croceus (clouded yellow), 1119 nucleotides. Its product is annotated as RNA pseudouridylate synthase domain-containing protein 1-like. The transcript has 5 exons. The record is from RefSeq and is a predicted model, not a curated record. Gene Ontology annotation, biological process: pseudouridine synthesis. NCBI's taxonomy places the organism in Eukaryota, Metazoa, Arthropoda, Insecta, Lepidoptera, Pieridae. Gene Ontology annotation, molecular function: pseudouridine synthase activity; RNA binding. Bases 277 to 1101 code for a protein of 274 amino acids.
AAAUUUUACAAAACAAAAUAUGUAAUUUAUCACAGAAUUUUUGCAUUCCAGGAUAAAAUGCCAUUAGAAGAAAUUUUUAAUUGUUACGUAGAUAGAGCAAUACAGGUGGCAUUUACAAAAUUUCUUCUAAAUUUAUGUCCAAAUAUAACCAAAGUUGUACCAGCAUUGCAUAUCGGAAAAGGAAUUUUCAAGAAAACACCAAUUUUCGUGAGAAUUUCGUACAGUUCUAGAAUGUAUUAAUUUUUGAACGUUUUUCAAAAUUUCGCGCGGUACACAAUGUCUGUAAACAAAAUGGCUGUCGAAAAAUUAUUUGAAAGUGAUGAUUUUCUUGUAGUUAACAAACCUUACGAUAUGUAUAUUAAUUCAGACGAUGCCAAUGAGAAGAACACAGUGACCUGCCAUAUUGCAUCACACGAUUCCCACCUAUCCACAUCUUCGAAUCCACUAUACUUCGUCCAAAGACUCGACUAUUCUACCAGCGGCGUAUUAUGCAUAGCAAAGAAUAAAACAACCGCAGCAAGCGCGGGGAAGUUAUUCGAGAAGAGGCUGACUAAAAAGUAUUAUAUGGCGGUUAUAAGAGGACACCCUGAGUUUCAAUUGGCUGAAAUACGUUAUGCAGUGGGUACAGACCAAACACCGCACAACAGCCACCGCAUGUCUGUAGUGACAAACUCGACGAGUGCGAGUAACUCGCGACCAGCGCACACACGGCUUCUCGUCAUGGAGACUGGAUACUAUGGGGGCGAUCCUGUCGCUGUGGUGUUGUUGAAGCCUAUCACUGGUCGUCGUCACCAACUGCGCGUGCACUGUCACGCGAUCGGUCACACGAUACUCGGCGACUACACGUACAGUGACAGAGGCGAUAUCGCUCCUCACAGGAUGUUCUUGCAUGCUACUAGAUUGGUAUUGCCGUUGCAACAAAAACCUUUAGACAUACAGACAGCCGAGCCAUUCUUCAACGACCCAGAAUUUACUGGGAAAUGGAAAUCCUUAAAAGUUUUCUAUAAAUAUCGAAAUAAAGAUGAGUUGGUCGCCGCUUGCAAUGAUAUCGACCGAGAAUAUAUUAUUGGCGUAAAAUAUAAAGAUUUCAGCAUUCAAUAAAUUAUUUUUGGCAUAUAA